Molecule: messenger RNA, 1053 nt
Organism: Meloidogyne enterolobii
Lineage: Eukaryota; Metazoa; Nematoda; Chromadorea; Rhabditida; Meloidogynidae
Source: the annotation of a GenBank genome assembly
AUGCGUUAUUUGUGCCUUAUGCAAGUUCUGGUACUCAGAGAUAUAAGUGUGAGAGUGAGAAAGCGUUUUCCUACUAUGCAAACAUUAAUUAGUGCUGGAUUACUUAAAAAACAUGAACAAAACUUAAUUGAAGAAAUCGGCCAUCAAUAUAACGAACAAUUUGGUAUUUAUUGGUUACCUUAUAAUUGGAUCUGUCAACUUUGUUAUCGUCUGCGGGAGAAUGAAAAUAUUGCAUCUGAUCCUCUUUUGUCUUUUGUUCUUCGAGAAUUGAGGGAAUACAGGGAAAGAUUGCAGACUCUCAUUAAUUUUGAUUUAGUCCCAAUUCCGCUAGCUUAUCCUCAAGUAGUUUUUAUUGCAGGAGAAAUGUUUUUCCCAGUGAUGACUGUUUUACAGUUUAUAUUUUAUAUGGGUUGGACAAAAGUUGCUGAAGCGCUUCUCAACCCUCUGGGCGAGGAUGAUGACGAUUUUGAAACUUUGUUUGUGAUUGAGAGAAACAUUGUUAUUUCUUCCCUUCUUGCUGACAAAUGUUUUAAUCAAAUACCCGAACAAAGUUUGGAAGAAAUCGAGGAAAACAAUGUUCAUAAACACCCCUCAUUAAUUAAUAAAAAUAUUAAUGAAAACAACAAUGUUUUGAUUGGUUCUGCUGUUCGGGUUAUGAUGACUAGUGAAAGGAGGGCGUUUAAUAAAUGGAUGGAAAGUUGGAAAUUGUUUCCAAGGAGGCGUAGACAAGAGACUAAAAUAGAGGAAAGAGUGUGUGAGGAAACAAUGCCGCUUGACUUGGAAAAAUAGAAUUCUUUUGUCAAAAAUAGUUUAAGAAAUAAUUAAAGAUCUCAAUUACCUCUAAUAAAAUAAUUGGCCUCCAAAAUAAUUUUUUAAAGAUAAAAUCUUUUAGAGUGACAAUUUAAUUAUGAAUGAAUCAUUUAUUUAUUUCCCCUCAUUUUAUUCCAAAAAUAAAUUUUACAAUUCGCGCAUUGACAGGUGUUGGAAAUAAAUUACAUAUGUAUAUUGUUGGUUGUGCUUUCAAAAAUAAAAAUAUUCUUCCCCUUUUGUAUA